AAGGUUGAAUUUUAAAAAUGUCUGGUCGGGAAGGAGGAAAGAAAAAGCCACUGAAGGCACCUAAGAAAGACUCAAAGGAAAUGGACGAAGACGAAAUGGCUUUUAAGCAAAAACAAAAGGAACAACAAAAGGCGAUGGAAGCUGCCAAACAGAAAGCAUCACAAAAAGGUCCGCUUGUUGGUGGAGGUAUUAAGAAGUCAGGAAAGAAGUAAAGCUGUCGCCAAAUUAGUUUUUUUUUUAUUUUUAUAAGACCGAUGAAUAGCAUUUGUAAUAAAUAAAUUAAGUACAAAUGAA
Molecule: messenger RNA, 294 nt
Organism: Teleopsis dalmanni
Lineage: Eukaryota; Metazoa; Arthropoda; Insecta; Diptera; Diopsidae
Product: translation machinery-associated protein 7 homolog
Source: RefSeq, a predicted model, not a curated record